Cynara cardunculus var. scolymus (artichoke) is the source of this 789-nucleotide messenger RNA. RefSeq names its product protein ALP1-like. Lineage: Eukaryota; Viridiplantae; Streptophyta; Magnoliopsida; Asterales; Asteraceae. Bases 1 to 789 code for a protein of 262 amino acids. The record is from RefSeq and is a predicted model, not a curated record. The transcript is spliced from 2 exons.
AUGCAUUUGCUCUUUUGUGUGACGCUAAAAACACGUGGUGGACUAUUAGAUGAUGGUAACGUGACAAUUGAAGAACAAGUUGCUACAUUUGGUUGUCUAGGAGCAAUAGAUGGAACAUACAUUGAAGUGAUUAUACCUGAGUCCGAUAAACCACGAUACCGAACAAGAAAGGGUCAUAUUGCGAUUAAUGUAUUAGGUGCAUGCACUCGGGACAUGAAAUUCAUCUAUGUUUUAUCCGGUUGGGAAGGUUCAACUACCGAUUCUAAAGUACUACGAGAUGCGGUUACACGGAAUAAUGGUUUAAAAGUCCCAAUGGGUAAUUACUAUUUGGCUGAUGCAGGAUAUGUCAAUGGUAACAGAUUUUUAGCACCAUAUAAAGGUACUAGGUAUCAUUUACGAGAAUGGGAACACAUUGGUCAUACACCUUCAAAUAAGGAAGAAUAUUUUAACAUGAAACACUCACAAGCUAGAAAUAUCAUAGAAAGGUGUUUUGGUAUUUUGAAGAAACGUUGGACCACAUUACGAUGUUCUUCUUUCUAUCCAAUUAAACUUCAAAGAAGGAUGGUCAUAGCAUGUGCUUUGCUACAUAAUUUUGUUAAGAUGUACAUGGUUCUUGAUUCGGAAGAAAACACGACACUCACACUAGAAGAUAUGCCUAUAGGGGAAGAGCAAGUGGAAUCCAACGAUGAUGUUGAAUCUAUUGAUGUUGUUGAAUCGAGCAAUGAGUGGACUCAAUGGAGAGAUGCCAUCGCCCAAGAGAUGUUUGAGUCGUGGAUGUCAAGUAGAUGA